CUGUCAUGGAGGAGUUGGUAGAGGAUGACAUCUGUAUUUUGAACCAUGAAAAAGCAGACAACGCUCAUAAGAGAGAUGGGGAGAUUCCUGUUCCAUCUUACAGUGGAGAUGAGUCUGUUGCCUCACACUUCGCACUUGUCACUGCAUAUGAAGAUAUCAAGAAACGACUAAAGGAGACAGAGAAGGAGAACUCCUCCUUAAAAAAGAGAGUGAGAAUUCUGGAAGAGAAGCUGCUUGGCUCCCGACUGGAAGAGGAAUGCAGUUCAGUUGGACGUGAACAAGUAAAUAAGGCAUACCAAGCUUAUCGAGAGGCCUGCAUUGACCGAGAUAAUCUGAAAAGCAAACUGGAUAAAAUGAUGAAAGAAAGUGCGGAAUCCUUGAAAACCUUGAAUGAACAGUUGCAGUCUAAAGAAGUAGAGCUGUUACAACUAAGAACUGAAGUGGAAACUCAACAAGUGAUGAAAAAUCUGCAUUGUACUCAGUCCAGCUGGGAAAUAGAGAAGCUGAGCAGUGACCUGAAAGUGCAUAGUCUGGAACAGGAUCUAGAAAAGCUCAAGGAAGAGUGCAACAGUCUCAGACAGGAGUUGCAAAAAUCCAAGCAGAAGGACCAGGCUCAAGACGAAAAUCCAUUAAAUGCAGACGUCCUGCAAAGGCAAGACAUCCAGAGCGUGCAACAAGCAUAUUGGGAACUGAAGAGAGAAAUGUCUAAUUUGCGUCUAGUGACUGACGUGCAAGCUGAGGUUCUACGAAAACUGAAAACAAACCCAACAGCGACCAAGAAAGUUGCCUCUGCUGCACCAGUACAAUGUGUUGACGUGAACAUUUCAAAGCUGAAUUUGACGUCUGGGGUAGUCUAUAAAAACCUCUUGCAAAACGAUAAAGUGCUCUGCAAUGCAGUGUCUGCUCCUCUGCCGAGAGAUGUAAAAAUCCCAUCUGAAAGGGUGACUCUGCAAGCAUGGACAGAUGAGAGACCCAUUCCAGUUGAUGACAAAAUGUUUCAGGACCACCAUUCUUACGGAAAGAGCUCUCUGGAAGAUAAUUCCUGGGUAUUCCCAAGUCCUCCAAAGCCUAAUGAGAAUGUGUUUUGGGAAAUGAAGAAUAAAACCACCUUGUUAAACUGUCCAGCAGAUUACCUGGAUCAGUGUAAUCAAAACUGUCUGCACAAGAGUUAAAAUUUAAUUUUUAGAAUGAACUGAGGCUUUUUUAGUAUGGUUCUGAAUAGGCACCUUAACGCUUCAACUUCUAAAGAGGGAAAACAAAUUGCCUGAUAUGUUCUUUAUUUUUAAUUCUAGUUCUGAAACAGAAAGCCUAGUCUUCCUCUGCUGUAAAUCAGGAGCAAGUUCCUUGAAGUUAAAGCUGUGCUGGUGUAAUGUAAAUAUAAAGAAAUCUAGCAUGGGGCCUAGAUAGCCGUGUACUGCAAAUGGCAUACAUUUGCGAAAGAUCACACUGAAAAGUCAGUUGUUGGAAUAAAACGAAGGAACCCAGUUCUGUAUUUGCUUGCUAUUUUUAUGUUAUCAAGAAAAUAUUUGGUAUCCUGUGUUUAAAACUUGUACCAGCUCUGAGCUUGACAGUGGGGUUUUUUUUCAGAGUAAGACAUAAAAUGAAGAACUGGAUUCUCCUUCCCUUCCUCCUUUCAAUUAGCCUUCUGAUUCCUCUGGUUUAGAAAUGCAUUUUUAUGUAGUUUUUAAACAAGAAAGGUGAGAAGGGGUGGUUUUUUUGUUUGUUUUUUUUUUGUUGAAAUCUUGAUUUCUAUUAGAUAAUGGCAAGGGAAUAAUCACGCAUAGGCUUCCUGUUUAGAUUGCACCAAUUUGGGCCUUAUUGUGAAUUAUAAAGGAACACAAGUGCUGCUGCCGAGCGCUGAGAAUCGCGGACAUUCAGCUCAUUUCCCUCAGUUCAUGCUGCAAGAAACCGACUCAAGGCUGCACACAGCGGUGCCUGCCCCGGACUCGCCCUCUUCGCAGCGCAGUUACCGAGCCGCCUCUGCACGGCACCAGGGCCUCGACUCGACUAUUUGUGUGGUGGUGAAGGCUACUAACUUUUCUUUUAUUAAAGAGACAAAGCCUUAAUUUAAUCGGAUGAGGUGUUGUAGCAUUGUUGAGAUACACAAGGAGUAUUUUUGUGGUAUCUUUUAGUAUGCCACUAAGACUAGAGUUAAGUGAAUUGCAACUGUCUGCUUUAUAGAUUAUGGAUGUCUUAAGUGCUAUUUUUUUUCUCCUGAGGCCAAGAACAAUUUAUGCUUUUUUUUUUUU
This is a messenger RNA of Egretta garzetta (little egret), 2249 nucleotides long. It is a transcript of the gene AZI2, whose product is annotated as 5-azacytidine induced 2. Gene Ontology annotation, biological process: canonical NF-kappaB signal transduction. The record is from RefSeq and is a predicted model, not a curated record. Gene Ontology annotation, cellular component: cytoplasm. Lineage: Eukaryota; Metazoa; Chordata; Aves; Pelecaniformes; Ardeidae. Bases 6 to 1172 code for a protein of 388 amino acids. The transcript is spliced from 7 exons.